AUGAGUCUGCAGAUUUACACAACCUAUGAUUUUGCUUGCUUACUUCAAGAAGAGUGGACAUUUCUGCUUCAAUCGCGCUGGACCAAAGUGAAAGGUCUUUACAUCGCUUCCCGAUUUGUGCCUUUUCUCCUCUUAAUCGGGCAUCUGUAUACAAACUUCAUCCCGAGUGAUAACCCCGGUAAAUGCAAGAUCUUGAUUACCAUUUGCUCAGUUUUCAGCCAGAUAGCAGCCGUUUGCUCCGAAUGCUUUUUUGUCCUCCGAACAUAUGCACUCUGGAGACACAAUCGAUUCGUGCUCGCUGGACUACUGGCUUUUUUCUUUAGCUGGCGGAUGGCCAACGGCCGUCUUUACGCCAUCCUGGUGAAGAGUAAUAUUGCCUACUAUACAUGCGGUCUGUUUUUAUCGGCGGUAAACGUCCUUGCGUCACGGAGUCUCCAUUGCAUCGUCUGCGCGAUACUUGCCUUGCGCAUGCACCUGCAUAUCUGGCAAAUCGACCAGCAGGCACACAACAUAGACGCUCUCGUUUGCAGCACGUGGAGGCGAUUAGCGAGACUUUCAAUGAAUCAAUAG
Suillus bovinus is the source of this 570-nucleotide messenger RNA. RefSeq lists its product as uncharacterized. Lineage: Eukaryota; Fungi; Basidiomycota; Agaricomycetes; Boletales; Suillaceae. The transcript is spliced from 11 exons. The record is from RefSeq and is a predicted model, not a curated record. The coding region runs from base 1 to 570 and encodes 189 amino acids.